Hemibagrus wyckioides is the source of this 3302-nucleotide messenger RNA. RefSeq names its product transmembrane protease serine 9-like. Gene Ontology annotation, biological process: proteolysis. NCBI's taxonomy places the organism in Eukaryota, Metazoa, Chordata, Actinopteri, Siluriformes, Bagridae. Bases 91 to 1863 code for a protein of 590 amino acids. Gene Ontology annotation, molecular function: serine-type endopeptidase activity. The transcript has 11 exons. The record is from RefSeq and is a predicted model, not a curated record.
GCUUUGCAUAUAACAAGACAUUGUUUGCAUAUAACAAGACAUGACAUCAAGACACAGAAGACUACCUGAAACCAGAGCAGACGCAAGAGCAUGGGGUUUAAUUUGUGGAACAUUGUGUGCGUUGUGAGUGCUGUACUCCUUAAUUCUACAAGCUCACUCGCCCAGACGGAUGUGUGUGGUAAGCCUCCACUGAACAACAAGAUUGUGGGUGGUCAAGAUGCCUCUCCUGGGUCCUGGCCUUGGCAGGUCAGCAUUCAGAAAGACGGUUUUCAUUUCUGUGGAGGCAGCCUGAUCAAUCAGAACUGGGUCUUAUCAGCUGCUCACUGUUUCCAAAGCUAUACAGCACCUCAAAUCACGAUCUACUUAGGAAUGGGAAGUCUGGAGGGGACUAACCCUAAUAAGCAGCAAAGAAGCGUUAGUACUAUUAUCAACCACCAAGGGUAUGAUGAUAAAACCAAAAACAAUGACAUUGCCCUGGUCCAGCUCUCUUCUGCAGUGACUGUCAACGAUUAUGUCAUGCCGGUGUGCCUUGCAGAAAGCAGCAGUGUUUUUCCUGGUGGUACUAAUGCCUGGGUCACAGGAUUUGGUUAUGUUGGUGUUGGAGUGGCUCUGCCGUUCCCUCAAACCCUGCAGGAGGUGCAGGUGCCGAUUAUCAGUAACAGUGUCUGUGCACAAUCAUAUACAUAUCUCACAGACAAUAUGAUGUGUGCCGGCUUAGCUCAAGGAGGAAAAGACUCAUGCCAGGGUGAUUCUGGAGGUCCACUCGUGGUCAAGAACAAUGGAGUCUGGAUUCAGGCUGGGAUUGUGAGCUUUGGCAAAGGCUGUGCUUUACCCAAUUUCCCUGGUGUGUACACCAGAGUAUCUCAGUACCAAGACUGGAUUAACAGCAGGAUCAGCAGCAACAAUCCUGGAUUUGUUACAGCAAACAGCACUUGUUGCUCCCCCAAUCUCUUCUGUCUGAUCCUUUUUUUCUCCAUCAUCUACUCCCUCUGCAACUUCCAGUGCUCACUCUCCCAGCUGGAUGUGUGUGGUAAGCCUCCACUGAACAACAAGAUUGUGGGUGGUCAAGAUGCCUCUCCUGGGUCCUGGCCUUGGCAGGUCAGCAUUCAGGCAAGAGGCUAUCAUUUCUGUGGAGGCAGCCUGAUCAAUCAGAACUGGGUCUUAUCAGCUGCUCACUGUUUCCAAAGCUUUGGAGCAUCUGACAUCACUAUCUAUUUAGGAAUGGGAAGUCUGGAGGGGACUAACCCUAAUAAGCAGCAAAGAAGCGCUAGUACUGUUGUCAUCCACCAAAAGUAUGAUGAUAAAACCAAAAACAAUGACAUUGCCCUGGUCCAGCUCUCUUCUGCAGUGACUUUCAACAAUUAUGUCAUGCCGGUGUGCCUUGCAGAAAGCAGCAGUGUUUUUCCUGGUGGUACUAAUGUCUGGGUCACAGGAUUUGGUACUAUUGCUUCUGAAGUGGAUCUGCCGUCCCCUCAAACCCUGCAGGAGGUGCGGGUGCCGAUUGUCAGUAACAGUAUCUGUUCGAUAGCAUAUGGAUCUGGUUCUAUCACCAACAAUAUGAUGUGUGCCGGCUUAGUUCAGGGAGGAAAAGACUCAUGCCAGGGUGAUUCUGGAGGUCCACUGGUGGUCACGAACAAUGGAGUCUGGAUUCAGGGUGGGAUUGUGAGCUUUGGCUAUGGCUGUGCUUUACCCGGUUUCCCCGGUGUGUACACCAGAGUAUCUCAGUACCAAGACUGGAUUAACAGCAGGAUCAGCAGCAACAAUCCUGGAUUUGUUACAGCAAACAGCACUUGUUGCUCCCCCAAUCUCUUCUGUCUGAUCCUUUUAUUGACCAUCAUCUACUCCCUCUGCAACUUCCAGUGAUGUCAGUCAAAUUAAACACAUAUGCAUAUAUAAAAGGAAUGAACUAAUAUUACUGUAUUUAAUUAACGUCUUAUAUUUAUCAGUUGCUCUUACUUCAAGAUGCAGUUAAUCUGCAUGUUUAAUAAUGACAAAGAUCACUUUGUCUACAGUCUUGAGCGAAAAAGCCAUUCAGCUCGUCUGUAUCCUUGCUAAGAUCCUCCUUGUUUCUCUAAUCUUCUGCUCUGAAAUGAAAAUGUCAUUAUUUAAAAAAACUUUCAUAAUGUAAUUAACUUUUGUUCAUAAUAUAGUGAGAUAUUACAUUGUAUGUGUAUAUUUCUAGCUCAAUUAAUACUUAAAGUGUCUUUCAAUAAAAAGAUAUAUGUAUAUGUCUACAAUAUAUAUAUAUAUAUAUAUAUAUAUAUAUAUAUAUAUAUAUAUAUAUAUGGUCAAUGGUUUGUGGACAUCUGAUUCUCAGAUGUGUUUAUGAACAUCCCAGUCUAGAUUUAGUUACCCUUUGCUCUUUCUUCCCCUCUUCUGGGAACUCUGUGCACAAGAACAAGAAGGUGCACUUGUUCAGUCUUCCAGUUCAUCCCAAAAGAGUUAAGUGGAGUUGAGGUCAAGGCUCUGUGCAGACCAUUCAGAUUCUACUGUGGCUAGACAAGUCAAGACAUUCUAGACAAUUUUGUGUUAACAGUUUGGCAAAGACACACAUAUGGGUAUGAUGAUGUCCAAAAACCUUUAGUCAGAGAGUGAAAAUACAGGUGGCAAAUUAAUAGCAACAUAAAGCUUUUUAGUGAAUUAUUAACUUUAUUGUACAUUGGCUAAGAUUCUAUAUUUCUCUGUAACUGUAAUAAUAGGAUUAACACAAUUUUUUUCUUGAAAGAUAUUCCCUCAACUCGUGUUUGAUGGUGGUGGUUUAGGUAGCUUCCUAAAGAUAUCUCCAAAAGGGCUUGUCAGCUGUGUACAGAUCUUAUGCCCUUGGCAUAUGAUUUACAUAAUUUACAUUCAGUCUAGCCAGAACAUUCAAAUCACAGUGAUGCUCAUGCUCUGUGGAUGGGUGGAGUCACAUGGAUAAAGCAGCUUCCAUAGGAAUAGAAAUGUAGUAUCAUAGGAUAAAGAUAAAAAUCAGAUUGUCAAAGUCUACACGGGGCGUGUCUAACUGCAAUACAUAUAUUUAAUUUGAUUUAUCUACUAGACUAUUGUCAUCUUUACCUGCAGAAUAAACACUAAGCUCAAAUAACACAUUAUUCAUUGUGUAGUAGAGGUGUAUUUAUAGAGGAGUGGCUAAGUAAACAAUACACAUUGUGUGACAUGAAGUAAUGUCUAGUAGAAACUAGUUAUUGAAGGUAGUUGGUAGGUAAAAUUGCAGCCUGUAGGGUAUUUCUUCCCCUGAAAAUUUAGAGGAAUCAAUCGGACCAAUUUUAAAUGAAGAACUGUCAAUAAAGAAUUGUCUCAGUAAA